GGUGUGUGUCUCGCACACGCACACGCACGGCAGCCCGGGAGCGGCAGGCGCCUCCUCCCCGCCGCAUUAAAACGAGCCAAGUUUCCCCGCCGGGGGCAGCGGCACGUCGGGGCGCGGCGGCGGGUCCGAGCGCGGCGCCGGGCGGAGCUGCGGCCCCGGCGGGGCCGGCCCGGCCCCGGGGAUGCACCUGAACGCCACGGCCCCGGCCGUGCCGGGCGGCCCCCUCCACCUCCACCCCAGCGCUGGCUAUGCCAACGCCUCCAACCGCUCCGACCUGCUUCCCAAAGGGCCCGACGAGGAGGACCUGGACGUCAAUACCGACAUCUACUCCAAAGUGAUGGUCACCGUCAUCUACCUGGCUCUUUUCUUGGUGGGCACCGUGGGCAACUCCAUCACGGCGUACACGCUGGUGCGCAAGAAGUCGCUGCAGAACCUGCAGAGCACCGUGCACUACCACCUGGCCAGCCUCGCCUUCUCCGACCUCCUCAUCUUCCUCCUCUGCAUGCCCAUAGAGCUCUACAACUUCAUCUGGGUCCAUCACCCCUGGGCUUUCGGGGGGGCCGUCUGCAAGGGCUACUACUUCCUCCGGGACGCCUGCACCUACGCCACGGCGCUCAACAUCGCCAGCCUCAGCGUGGAGCGCUACAUGGCCAUCUGCCACCCCUUCAAAGCCAAGAGCAUCAUGUCCCGCAGCCGCACCAAGAAGUUCAUCAGCUGCAUCUGGAUCGCCUCCUUCUUCCUCGCCAUCCCCAUGAUCUUCACCAUGGGGGAAAUCUACGGCAAGGAGCAGAAUCCCGACUCCCUCAUCUGCACCACCAUCGUGGACGCCUCCACGCUGAAGACGGUCAUCCAGGUCAACACUUUCAUCUCCUUCGUGUUCCCCAUGGUCGUCAUUUCUGUGCUCAACACCAUCAUCGCCAACCAGCUCAUGGUCAUGUUCAAGCAGGCUGCCCAGGAAAACCAGGUCUGCACCAUCGGCGGGCAGCAGACGAUGCUCAGCAUGUCCAUGGAGCCCAGCCGCGUGCAAGCCUUGAAGCACGGCGUGAGGGUUCUACGUGCUGUGGUGAUUGCCUUCGUGGUCUGUUGGCUCCCUUAUCACAUACGGCGUCUCAUGUUUUGCUAUGUCCCCUCCAGUCACUGGACAGAUUUCCUUUUUAACUUCUACCACUACUUCUACAUGCUGACAAAUGUCCUCUUCUACGUCAGUUCAGCGAUCAACCCCAUCCUCUACAACCUGGUGUCUGCAAACUUCCGACAGAUCUUCCUCUCUACGCUCACACUCUUGUGCCUGCCAUGGAGGAAGAAGAAAAAACGACUGGCCUUCACCAGGAAAUCCAACAGCAUCUCCAGCAACCACACAUUUUCCAGCCAGGUCACAAGGGAAACUACAUACUGAAGCCAAAGGAGGAAGGGAAAUAUAUUUCAUCAUGGAGUCAAAACUUGAGAGAGGCCUCUGUGACUUUCAUGCAUGGUCUCCAAAUUCACGUAACACACGUGUGUUUAGCAAAGUCAUUUUUGUUGGAAAAAUAGCCUUUGUGCUGCCAGUAACUUUGAGGUUAUUUUAAAGCAUUGGCCUUGCCUCUUGUGAGUAAUGUCUACACGUUUUGUAACUUCAGUCUGGCAUAAAUCUAGGUGCGGUGUUAACUGGGAAGCCAAAAUACAUUAAACUUAGGCAAAACCAUACUGCAUUUCAUCCUUUUCUCAGUGCACAGAUGCCACGUUCACAUCCAAGGGUUUGAGAUCACAUCUCUUGGUGGCACCGAGCAGAGAGUCUGAUGAGGAGAAAGCAGUUCUGAACAGAAAGGGAUGUUUUUGGAGAAUGGACGUGGUCAUCUAUGGGAUGUUCAAUGAACAAGGAGUGAAAACUCAGGGAGCCAGGUGGUUAUUUUAGAAAUAUAUCUAAAUUAUUAUUAAUACGACCUAGGUGCUCAAGAGAGCUGCUCUGGCUCCUUGAAAUUAAAUAGCAACAGAUGAUGCCUUACCUAGAUUGGGGUGGGUGUGGCCUGGGGAAAUGGAGGUCAUCGUUUACUUUAGGGCAUAUAUAGUGACUGCCACAGCAAAACCCCCUCUCUCGCUGGUAUCGGUACUGCAGCACCAAUAAAUAACAAAGUCUUUGGCAAGGUCAAGAAUGCAGAAACUGUGCCCAGCUGGAGUGCUGAAAAUGAACAGAAAUGGCCAUACAGCCAAAUCCUACUUUUUACCAGGGAGAACAGUUAGCUGGCCUGCAUUAAGAGGUAAGAAAACUCCAGGCUUAUGAGAGCUCCAAGCUGCUGAGGUAGGAGCAACCUGCCCCAAUUCUGCGGCACCUUCAGAUUUUUCCCAUUCUUAUUCCAGUUUUACUUGUUUCCUCACAAACCAUCUUCACAAACCUGGCAUCUCAUAGGUUAUAUCAGUGGUAGGCAGCAGGGCCUCUUAUUCUACCUUUUGUUUUAUUUCUUUUUGCUGCUGGACCUGUUGGCACACUGAUCUGCACACACAAAUCUUCAGAUAGUGCAAAUGAAGAACACAAGAAGGUCUAAACUGGGGAGUCUUAGCUCUAAACCAACUUUCUUUUAACAAGCCAGAGGAACAGAAACAAGACCAGAAAAUUCUCUUUUAAAUUUCUCAGCUAGCCAGGAUAGGUAGCAUGAGCUUUUCUCCCAUAUGGUUCCACCUCUAACAGCCCAUUAUAUGAUGAGCAAAUUGCUCCAGAGCCUUUAGCACCAGAAAUCGCCAGCCUCUGGGACAAGCUAACGGGCUUUCCCCACUGUCGCAUCACCAGAUGGUGACCUGCAUGAACUUGGAGCCAAUCAAUCAUCAUGUGCAACCUCUGCUGUGAAUUUGCUGGUGGUGACCUUGCGUCCCCUUUCACACCACGCUUCAUUGGGAGAGCAGGGGGCUUGCCUCAAUUCAGCUUUCUGGGCGCUGCCCAUACCCUGUCACUCGUCAACUAACGAGCGCCUGUGGUACGUACCAGAAGUCUCAGUGCUGGAGAUGUGGAUCUGACCCAGUGAACUGUCACACAAUGAUGGAGACCAGUUACUGAUCCACUGCGUACUGGUGACUUCUCCUGCUGCAGGUGUGGUAUCUCAUGGGUUAGGCCCUAUUGGGCUCAGGGCAUAGAGAAAACACCUGUAGGGCAUUUGCUGUGAGUUGUGAGUGGUGGCCAUCUACUUCCAAGGCAUUUAUAGCCUGGCAGUUGGACAGAGCUAGCUAUCAUGGCAGAGCUAGGUACCAUCAGCCACGACCUCCAACCACACCUACCAGGGAUGGGAGAUGCUUUUAAUGCCUAGUACAGAACCACUCCAAAAGAAAGGGCUCAAACUAGAAAUCAGUGGGGCUUUAGUUUCUUCUGAUUCAGCCAAACUGCAAGCUCUGUCCUGUCAUGCUUUCUUUUUAUUUCUUGCCCUGGUUGUACCAAACAGAGGGCAGAGAUUAUAUACCACAAAGCACUUCUGUUGCUCAUGCACACUUGACUCCUCUUUGGCAAGAAAAACAGGUAAUGGCACACAUGCACACAAAGAACCCCAAAAGGCAAAAAGGAGACUGGUCUCUCUGGGAAGAAAUCUGUGAGGAACAUGCAAAUGUCAUCUGUGUGUGUGUGUGUGUGUAGAAAUGGCUUGGGCAGGUUAGAAGACAAAACUCGAAGACCUGUAUAUACCGCCUUGUGGGAAAGUCCAGGUACAGGAGAAGAAUAUUAUUAUCUCACAUUUAACAUUGGCCUUCCAGGCAAGAUACUUUAAAUGUUUCCAGAGAGGACCCAAAUUUUUUAACUUCACUUCUAAAUAGAGUCAACAGCUGGGAGGUGGUUUCUGAAACCUCCCAUGGAAGCUGUAGCUGUGUGUUGCUUUGAAUUUCAUUAGGAUUUAAUGUCCUGCGUGUCUCAGUUGCUUUUGAAAUGUUAAAUAUUAUUAAUAUACAUGUUCAACACCAACCUGCUGAAAUGUGCUUGAUUAUCCCUGAAAACACUGUACAAAAAUUGUUGUUUCACAUAAGAUAUUUGUCUUAAAUUUUCAUUACUGAGAUACACCAGCAGCUUACAGAAUAUUUGAUCACAGUUCAGAGAAACCGGUAGGUUUAUUUUUGGUUUGACAUGAAAAUCAGAACAAGCUGCAGUAAAAAUGAACUUACCAUAAACUCUUCCCACAAUGUUUGUUGGGCCACUAAAGUCCUCAAGAGCUGACUCUUUGGGGAGAGUUAGCCAAGGGGUUUGCUGGCUUCUACAGCUCUGUUCCUGCAGGAGCAGACUUGAGUCUACGGCCUUAACCUGAGAUUGCAGCUCAAAGCUACCUCUUCCACUCGCCAAAUCUGACUACCUUGAGCUGAGAAGUGUAAGUUACAGCUGAUUUCAUCCUCUCUCCCCUCCUCACCUAUUUUUGCUGUAUUUGACCUAGAGAUUUAGCGCUCUUGAGCUCAAAGCGAGGAUAACUCUGCAAGACCCCAUGGUUUUGUAAAGGAAAGCAUGAUAUUGUAGAGAAGAAAAAGGUACAAACUGCCCAGUGUACACCAGGAAAAUGGUUCUUUCCAUGCCUUUUAGCAGCAGCUGAACUACUAAACCAACAAGGUUUAGCUUUAAAUCUAAUUGAGUAUAAGCAGCUUUUGCCAUUAGACAAAAAGCAUACUCCCAUCCUUUGUAUUCCUGUCUUUUCUGAACUCGCCACUGGGGCAGUGAGGUGAGCGUUGGUGCAUCAUGCUGUUAAUCUAUGCAAAUUUCCUUUAAGUGUUUUGAACUGUUUGUUUCGACUAGAAAAAAAAAAACAAAAAUCUGUUGAGCCCACAGAUGUGAAGUGCUGCCAGAUGGAUUCUGAGAAAUUCCCAUCUGAAGAGAGUCUAUCAAGUUACUUCUUCAAAUAUUAUUUUGAGGUUUUGUUUCUCUUCACAGCGUUCUGGUCGGGGCCAUCCGUUUGGCAGCGUACGAAAUCAGAUUUCCAAAGUCAUUACGCUAUUCAGAAAUUUCCCCCAGACAGGACUUUCUCACCAAAGGCCCAGUACACAUCAGCGUGUGAACGCUCUGCUGAGCCUGUCGUUUUUGUAAAGUGCAUGAGACCUUGCUUCAGCGACCGUGCCCGUAAAGGAGAAAACUAAAUGGAAAAGUUGGUGAGGAGGGUUAGCAGGACACGUGCUGUAAACGUGAUGGUAGCAGGACCUUUGCGUUUAUAGCAUCAAAUGGUCAGUGAAAUAAAAACCAAGGUGUGCUGUUGCCGCAGACAGCUCGUGUUGCAGGUUUGAACCCAUCAUCUGUGCGGCCACCAUCGCUACCUGCCCUCGGGGAGGGACACACGUCCACGCGGCACGAGAGCGCCGGGGCUUUCCUGCGCCGCGCCUUGGGUGUUAGUCUGGUAUCUGCCUGGUUGUGCUGUUUGGUAGCUGUUUAAACAAAGCUGUAUCUGCUAGAGCUCUGUCUGGUUCUUAACAUUACAGCUCAACAAGUUCUUCUGUUCUCAGUCUGGAUUCGUUUAGUGCGAAACCAGAAAUUGCUGAUCUAAAAUUUCAUGAUGCUGUGUCCUGGCUUCGUGAUCGAGAGUCCUUCCCCAGCCGUGCCACCCGGUAGUCCUGCACAUAUUGUAUUUAUCGCAUAUAUUUUUUAAAGUGCACCUUUGGUUUUGUUUUUUUUUUUCUGAAAUACAAGAUGUUGAUGUGCUUUAUUUUCUGUGGCCUGUUGCGCAAUGGGGAAAAAAUGAGUGUUAAAAGUGUGUCAGCGUCUCCUUUGUAAUAUUUUCUGUGACAAAGGGAAGGAAGAGGGUGUGAAAUCCUUUUGUGUAGCAAUGGGAAACACUCUUUCAAUGUAACAUGCUAUUAUUGAUACUGUAUUUACUGAUCAGACUGUAAUGAAAUGGUUACUUCCUGAUAGAGCCUUUGUACUGUAUGGUAUUUUAUUCUAUUUUAUUUUGUCAUUUGUUGAUUCUAAGAAAUAAAUAUCCAAAUUUAA
Messenger RNA from Phalacrocorax carbo (great cormorant), 5908 nucleotides. The record is from RefSeq and is a predicted model, not a curated record. Lineage: Eukaryota; Metazoa; Chordata; Aves; Suliformes; Phalacrocoracidae.